AUGCCUUCUCUCGUUGGAAAAGAAAUUGGCUCUACUGGCUAUGGCACCAUGGGCAUGACGUGGAGAGCCCAACCUCCAGCCCAGGAUGUAUGCUUUGAGACACUGAACACUGCCCUUGAGCUUGGUGCCAAUUUCUGGAACGGUGGUGAGCUUUACGGCACACCAGAGUACAACUCUUUGCACUUGUUGAACAAGUAUUUCACCAAGUACCCCGAGAAUGCAGAGAAGGUCGUUCUCAGCAUCAAGGGUGGGUUGAAGAAGGGUGUCCUCAUUCCAGAUUGCUCAGAAGAAAACAUUCGUCGCAGCGUGGACGAGUGUCUGCUCCAACUCGAUGGCAAGAAGACAAUCGAUAUCUUCGAAUGUGCGCGGCAGGACCCGAAGGUUCCCGUCGAGCAAAUGAUUGAAGUUCUUGCAAAAUAUGUGCAAGAAGGCAAGAUUGGAGGAAUUGGCUUGAGCGAAGUCGAUGCUGGUACUAUUCGUCGAGCACACAAGGUGCACCCGAUUGCAGCUGUUGAGGUUGAAUUGUCUCUGUGGACAACCGACAUCCUAGAGAAUGACGUCGCUAAAACAUGUGCUGAGCUUGACAUUCCUAUUGUCGCCUACUCGCCUCUCGGUCGUGGUGUUCUUACUGGAACUGUGGGCUCACUGAGCGAUAUCCCCGAAGGUGACAUCCGACGUCACAUGCCCCGUUUCACCGAAGAGAACUUCCAGAAGAACCUAAAGCUCAUCAACGAGGUCACAGACCUGGCAGCUCGUAAGGGUAUUGCCCCUGCACAGAUUGCACUGGCUUGGGUGCGCAGUCAGAGUGCCAAGCCCGGUAUGCCUACUAUUAUUCCGAUCCCCGGUGGUACUACGAAGGACAAGGUGAUUCAGAAUAUGGGUGGAGCGCAGGUAUUGAGUGAUUCAGAAUUGGCUGAGAUUGAUGCUAUAUUGAAGGGUAAUAUUGUUGCUGGUGGUCGAUACUAA
Penicillium salamii is the source of this 966-nucleotide messenger RNA. NCBI's taxonomy places the organism in Eukaryota, Fungi, Ascomycota, Eurotiomycetes, Eurotiales, Aspergillaceae. The record is from the annotation of a GenBank genome assembly.